Carassius gibelio (silver crucian carp) is the source of this 1377-nucleotide messenger RNA. Its product is annotated as acyl-coenzyme A thioesterase THEM4. The coding region runs from base 205 to 924 and encodes 239 amino acids. The transcript is spliced from 6 exons. The record is from RefSeq and is a predicted model, not a curated record. NCBI's taxonomy places the organism in Eukaryota, Metazoa, Chordata, Actinopteri, Cypriniformes, Cyprinidae.
UCACCGAUGACAUCCGUGAAUCUGAAAGUCACGCUGUUCACCGGCUGAUCUUGCACUUCACCUUAAAGUUGGCUAUCAUUUUAUACAAUAUUCUUUCGUUAGUUAAUCGAUAAAUACGUUAAUAUGUAGCUUUCGUUUUCGGUAAGACAGCCACAGCAUUCCUCAGGAAGAAGCAAUCAGUGAAGACAGUGGUGUGAGGUCAUCAUGUUGGGACACAUAGCGAGAAGCCUCGGCCGCCUCCAGCUGCUCCAGUCCUCACUCCCCUCCAUCAGACCCGUCUCGACGAUGGCACUGUGGCCGUUCUCUUCGCAGCCACGGGACUUCAGCCAGCCCAACUCCACAUGGAGUCCAGAGAUGUGCAAGGUUUACGACCACUAUAACACACUGUGUGACACUGACACCGAAAAUAAAGAGAGAAAAAGGGCACCUUGGAGGAAGUUGCCCAGCUACAAUCGUUCCAUUAAAUAUGCUACUGGUGGCAUACACCUCAGCAAAAUGAUCAAGGCCCAAGCUCGACUUUUCACAAGAAAUAUUAAAGAGCAGGGCGCAACGUUUGAGUAUGUGGUGUUUGUCAAUAAGGAGGAGAAGAGAUGUGUUUGUGUGUUUCAGGCAGGACAUUUACUAGAAGGUGCACCUGGGUAUGUACAUGGUGGAGCUAUAGCCACCAUGAUUGACACAGUGACUGGCACUCUUGCCGGUUUCCUCUCAGGACCUAUUAUGACUGCCAAUCUCAACAUCAACUACCGCAAUCCAAUGCCUCUGGGUAGUGUGGUUUUAAUCCACAGUGCUCUGGAUCAGAUAGAGAGGAAGAAACAAUUCAUCACUUGCAAAGUGACCAGCACUGAUGAGUCCAAACUCUACACUGAAGCCACAGCUCUGUUUGUUUCAAUAAGUGUGGACCAUUUAUUUGGAUCACAAAACUGAAUCGAUCACGAAACUUCCUGGAGCCCGACACGGUGUGUCAUGGUGUGUGUGCAUGUGUGUGCACACGCGAGUGAGAUUAUGGAGUGUGUGUGCAAUGAACAUUAGAUCAAGUUAAUGUUUUUCCUCAGCUUUCUGAAUGAGCUGUUUUUUUUAGAGUGAUGCACUACAUAUGACUGCCUUAUAUUGUGUUUUUGUAAAAUUAAAUCAUAUUAACCCUGUAUAUUUAUUGAUACAUUUUUGUUGCAAACAAAAGUAUUAUAAAAGGAAAAUCUCUGUAAUAUAUUUUUAGCAGUACUAUUUUACAUAUUGUGUUUAAGAGAAUUUCAUUUAAAUACAUUUUGUUAUAAAUGGAAAGGUGUGCCUUUAAAUUGUUUUAUUUCUAGUGAAUAACAAAACAUUUAUAACGAUCUUCAUUCAUGCCAUUAAAGACAGUAAAGAGCCAGUAAUCAAAAA